This is a messenger RNA of Zingiber officinale, 983 nucleotides long. RefSeq names its product ADP-ribosylation factor 1-like. The transcript is spliced from 9 exons. Lineage: Eukaryota; Viridiplantae; Streptophyta; Magnoliopsida; Zingiberales; Zingiberaceae. Gene Ontology annotation, molecular function: GTPase activity; GTP binding. The record is from RefSeq and is a predicted model, not a curated record. Gene Ontology annotation, biological process: vesicle-mediated transport; intracellular protein transport. The coding region runs from base 180 to 722 and encodes 180 amino acids. Gene Ontology annotation, cellular component: Golgi apparatus; cytoplasm.
AUCAACACAUGGUUCAUUUACAGCCUUAAUCCCGACUCCACUUUCAACGAUUAGGAGAAACCAGCGUCAGAAAAACAUUAGGACCUUCUUCCCAACUCGUUUCACCUUCCAAGGGUUUCUGCUGCUCGGAUCCGAGACCACCUCGAGGAUAUCUUCGACGCGCGUCCUGGAUAAAGGAGAUGGGCAUCCUCUUCACGCGGAUGCUCUCCUCGCUCUUCGGCAAUCGUGAGGCACGGAUCCUCGUUCUAGGCCUCGAUAAUGCUGGGAAAACCACCAUCCUCUAUCGGCUUCAGAUGGGCGAGGUUGUUUCUACGAUACCAACGAUUGGAUUUAAUGUGGAGACGGUGCAAUACAACAAUAUCAAGUUGCAGGUCUGGGAUCUGGGUGGACAGACAAGUAUCAGACCAUAUUGGAGAUGCUACUUUCCAAACACUCAAGCUAUCAUAUAUGUUGUUGAUUCGAGUGACACCGAUCGAUUGGUUACUGCUAAGGAUGAAUUCCAUGCUAUCUUAGAGGAGGAAGAGCUAAAAGGUGCUGUUGUCCUUGUGUAUGCUAAUAAGCAGGAUCUCCCUGGCGCUUUGGAUGAUGCUGCAAUAACAGAAGCCUUGGAACUUCACAAGAUCAAAAAUCGACAGUGGGCUAUCUUCAAAACUUCAGCUAUAAAAGGAGAAGGGCUAUUUGAGGGCUUGGAUUGGCUUAGCAACACUCUAAAAUCUGGCUGAGUUAAAUUUUUGUGAGACCUUGUGUACGCAGCCAGUCAAACUCAGGAGCGUGUAUUCUGAAAAGCUGCAUUGGUUGUAUGUUAACUUUGAUUUCACAUCUUGUUGGUUCGUAGUUUGAUUGGUGGAAGAUGUCAUAGUAUGAGUUUUACGUGUAAAGGUUUGAAGUCAUUGGAGUAAAUAAUUUUACCUUAUUUUAUUCUACUAAAUUUUCUUUGGAACCAAGGAGAAAUUCAAUUCAAGUAUGAUUGGCUGUUUCAAUCA